CACACACACACACACACACUCUCUGACAGCUCCAGCGGUAUGUUUGGAGUUUCACAGCGUGUUUGCGCGCGAGUGGAGCAGCUCCACAGGAACAGAAGAGCGUCUUCACAGCAGAUCUGACUGAGUUUACUGGAGAUUACAUCAAGAUGAGUAAAGCAACACUCUCCGCCAUUUUCAUCGCAUUACUGCUGAUGUCCAGUGCAGCCAAACCAAAUGGAAAGAGCAAAAAAGCAAAACAAGUUGUGCCAGCUGUAGACUGUGACAUGCGCGCAGGGAAGGUCAAUCUGCCUGAGUUUAUGGUCAAGUGUCCCGCAAACUGCAGAGAGACCAAGGAGAAGGUGUACGGUACCGCAGUAUUCGCCUCCAUAUCCAGCAUCUGCAACGCUGCCAUUCACAGUGGAGUGAUCACCAACUCUGGAGGAAAGGUGAUCGUGGCCAAAACAGCAGGACAGGCAAUCUACAAGGGCAGCUUCGCCAACGGUGUGCGCUCUCUGUCCUUACCCAACUGGAGAGAGUCCUUUUCUGUCUCAGUUGGUAAACCAAAGAAAGGGGUGAUCUAUCCAUCCACUCUGGUCUUCGUCACUUCAAGACCCACCACAGGUAAAACAGCUGAGUCCAAAGAGCUGCUGUACACCACUGCAUCACCAGUGACAGAGGCUGCAGAGGCGGAGCCAAGUACCACUACCUCCCCGCCCACCACCACCACUCCGGCGACCACGACCACACCCACCACAACAUCAGCCAAACCACGGGCCACCGUUCAUAGAGUCCGCGAGGCAGGCAGCAGUCACCCGUAUUUCAGCUCUGUUGCACGACAGUCUCAGAGCGUCCAAGGGAAGGCGCCCACUCAAGCAUUCAGAGGGAGCUCCGUCUAUGCCAGUAGGUUUUUACCCCGCACAAAUGCAGGUGUGCAGCGUCCAGAGACGAGCGGUACCGUCCGCAGACAGCCCCCUCCGUCAGCUCCAGCUUCAGGAGCGUUCAGUCGAGGUCAUCCGCCGUCUGAGAGGAAGCAGCACACGCCGCAGUCUAAUCCCGUGUUUGCCAGAAGAGAUUGGACGCACCCUGCGUACUCGCGGCCUGAUUGGUUCUCUGGCAGCAGAAGGCCAACAGACAGUAGCCAGUCUGUGCCCAACACAGGCUAUAAGUGGAGCCGCAUGAGCACCGGUGACCCCGCAGUUUUUGACCCAGUGCCUGAUAGAACAGAGUAUGAGCACUGGCCGCAUAACAGUCAGCAGUUCUCCCCUGAGUCUGAAGAAAACAAGCCUGUGCCUGAGACGAGCCACACCAGAGAGACGCCUGCAGAGUCAAACCCAUUUGAGUCAGGCUUCACGUCUCGAGUUAUCGACACCACAGCCAGAGCUCCUGAAGUCCCGUCUCAAGGAGAUCCAAACUGUAAAGUGGACAUGGCGUUCCUCAUGGACGGCAGCUGGAGCAUCGGGAAACGCCGCUUCAAGAUCCAGAAGGAUUUCCUAGCGGAGGUUUCUCAGGCGCUCAAUGUGGGCGUGGCUGGAGCCAUGAUGGGCAUCAUUCAGUACGGGGAUGAUCCAGUGACAGAGUUCAGUCUGAAACAGUUCUCCAGCUCUAAGGACCUGAAGACGGCCAUCAGUAAGAUCGUGCAGAAGGGCGGCCCGUCACAUGUGGGGAAGGCUCUGUCCUACAUCAACAAGCAGUUCUUCAGUGAUGCCAACGGGAACCGCGGUGGGGCGCCCAACGUGGCUGUGGUGCUGGUGGACGGCUGGCCAACAGACCGCGUGGAGGAAGCCUCGCGCCUCGCCAGAGAGUCCGGCAUCAACAUCUUCUUCGUCACCAUCGAGGGUCCAGACGACAACGAGAAGCAGAACGUGGUGGAGAGCAACUUUGUUGACAAGGCGGUGUGCAGGACCAACGGCUUCUUCUCGCUCCCUAUAGCGAGCUGGUUCGCUCUGCGUAAAGCUGUGCAGCCGCUGGUGAAGCGUGUGUGUGACACGGACCGGCUGGUGUGCAGUAAAACCUGCCUGAACGCCAACGACAUCGCCUUCGUCAUCGACGGCUCCAGCAGCGUCGGCACCGGAAACUUUCGCACCGUGCUGCAGUUCGUGGCUAACGUGACGCGGGAGUUCGAGAUCUCGGACACGGACACCCGCGUGGGCAUCGUGCAGUACACCUAUGAGCAGCGGCUGGAGUUCGCUUUCGGACAGCACAACAACAAAGCCGACCUGCUGAACGCCAUCAAACGCAUUAACUACUGGAGCGGAGGAACCAGCACCGGAGCCGCCAUCACCUACGCCGCAGACCAGCUCUUCAGCAAGUCCAAACCCAACAAACGCAAGAUCAUGAUCGUCAUCACGGACGGACGCUCUUAUGAUGACGUGCGGGCCCCGGCGCUGGCUGUGCACCGUACAGGUGUGAUCGCGUACUCCAUCGGUAUCGCCUGGGCGGCGCAGGACGAGCUGGAGUACAUCGCCACUGACCCCGACAGAGAGCACUCCUUCUUCGUGGAUGAGUUUGACAACCUCUACAAGUAUGUUUCUAAAAUCAUCCACAACAUCUGCAAUGAGUUCAACUCACAGCCCAGAAACUGAAGCAGGACCCCCCAACAGACCAGCAGCACACAGAUGGAGAGACCGAGACCCUAAUGAAGACUUCAGAAGAGGAAGAACAUUCCACAGAUAAUAUUUUACAACUCAAAGAAGACCCACAUGAGCAAAUACAUUAGUAUCUUAUAGUAAACACUGUUUUUAACCCAUACUAAAGUGAAGUGCUAAUCACUGUAGCUGAUUUGUUACCAUAACAGCUAGUCAUUUUGUGGCAAUUCUAUGGUUGCUAUGGUAACACAACUACUAUAGUAAUUAAUGUGUUGUGGCGAUUCUACAGUUGCUAUGACAACACAACUACUAUAGUAAUUGAUGUGUUGUGAUUCUACAGUUGCUAUGACAACACAAUUACUAUAGUAAUUGAUGUGUUGUGGUGAUUCUACAGUUGCUAUGGUAACACAACAGCUAGAGUAGUUGAUGUGUCAUAAUGAUUUUACAGUUGCUAUGGCAACACAACAACUAUAGUAAUUGAUCUGUUGCGGUGAUUCUGCAGUUGCUAUGCUAACACAACUACUAUAGUAGUUGAUGUGUUGUGGUGAUUCUACAGUUGCUAUGGUAACACAACAACUACAGUAAUUAAUGUGUUGUGGUGAUUCUACAGUUGCUAUGGUAACACAACAACUAUAGUAAUUAAUGUGUUGUGGUGAUUCUACUGUUGCUAUGGUAACACAACUACUGUAGUAAUUGAUGUGUUGUGGUGAUUCUACAGUUGCUAUGGUAACACAACAACUAUAGUAAUUAAUGUGUUGUGGUGAUUCUACAGUUGCUAUGGCAACACAACAGCUAGAGCAGUGGUGCUCAACCCUGUUCCUGGAGAUCGACCUUCCUGCAAAGUUCAGCUCCAACCCUGAUCAAACACACCUGAACCAAUUAAUCAGGACCUGAACAGAACUUGAUAAUUACAGGCAGGUGUGUUUGAUAUGGGUUGCAACUGAAAUCUGCAGGAAGGUCGAUCUCCAGGAACAGGGUUGGUCACGUCUGAGCUAGAGUAAUUGACGUGUUGUGGUGAUUCUACAGUUGCUAUGGUAACACAACUGUUAUAGUAAUCUAAACAAAUAACCCAAAACACCACAGUUUACCAUAGUAAAAACUAACAGUUACUAAAUAUACUCUAAUAUACACAGUAUAAUACACUUUACUACAGUAUGGUUCAAAACACUGUAGUGUUUACUAUAAAUGACUGUAAUGUGGGAAUACAGUGGAAAUGUGGAUGAUGGCAGCAAGUGUGUGUUCAGUGAUUUAUAUUAAAGCAUGAUAGACUUUACGGUUCCUGUUAAUAAGAGAAAACACACACUUACAGCUUUUGCUUACAUAAAUACUAUUUAUAUGUUACAUGCUGAACACGAUCAAGCUACAUGAAUACUAAUAUCACUGUCCAUAUUGAAAACAUAUAGCUAAUUUUCAUGCAUACGUAUCAAAUCCCAACCAAAAUGUGUUUAUUUGUGAAUGAAAUAUAUUAAAUGAGGUGUUUAUUGAAUGUUCAGGCGCUAAUGUGGAGCUACGAGUGUUAAAGCAUGCUGGAACUGAUAGAUUUACAAGAUACUUUUCAAUGCACAAAGCUGAUUAUUAUUGCAGACUUUUGAUAAAUACAUUUUAAACAAAGCAGAUUUACAGAGGAGUUCAUCUAAAGGAGAAGGGCAGCGUUUCAGAAGCUCCUGUUCUGUGGUUUCACCACGAUGAUUGACUGUUCUGACUGAUCUUAAAUACACACCUACCAAGUAUUGUUCCCUCUCGUCAGCUUAAAAUUCAUUUAUUAUCACUCUUUUUGUAUUUGUAUAUAGAAAAAUGCUUGUAUUUGUAAGACAGACUCAACUGAUGACAUAUUUUUAAUAAAAUGAUUACUGAAAACCA
Molecule: messenger RNA, 4424 nt
Organism: Danio aesculapii
Lineage: Eukaryota; Metazoa; Chordata; Actinopteri; Cypriniformes; Danionidae
Gene: vit
Product: vitrin
Exons: 23
Coding region: 147-2561 (804 amino acids)
Biological process (GO): extracellular matrix organization; positive regulation of cell-substrate adhesion
Source: RefSeq, a predicted model, not a curated record